Molecule: messenger RNA, 3420 nt
Organism: Saxophila tyrrhenica
Lineage: Eukaryota; Fungi; Ascomycota; Dothideomycetes; Mycosphaerellales; Extremaceae
Gene: BST1
Product: GPI inositol deacylase
Exons: 2
Coding region: 1-3420 (1139 amino acids)
Biological process (GO): endoplasmic reticulum to Golgi vesicle-mediated transport; GPI anchor metabolic process
Cellular component (GO): endoplasmic reticulum
Molecular function (GO): phosphatidylinositol deacylase activity
Source: RefSeq, a predicted model, not a curated record
AUGAGGAGACGUCCCUCGGGUUCUCAAGAAGAUGAGGACGGCCUCGACCUCGCGACCCGCACCACGCCAGACGGCAAUGCCAGGAGCGACGAGAUGACGCCGACCAAGGACCUCCCACGAGGGGAACACACCCUCAAGCCGCCCGACAGCAAGAGUAGCAGGGAGGCGCGAAGAAAUUCGGCACAGGAACACCACAGCACUUGGUCUCCAUGCAUCACCGCAGCGGAGAAGAGCCCAUUGGCAAACGGCCAUGUGCGAAGCAAAGACACCCCCGAACCUACAGAAGAACCGCCUCGCCAUAGUCGCGCGCAUGUGCGCAGUCCAUGGCGCUGCUCUUUCCUCACACUGGCGGCCAGCGCAUGCUCGAUACUCCUGCUGCUGGCGAUAGCACACGCAUUCCUGACCCGGCAGUUGGAUCCCAAGGGCUGUGCAAUGUCCUACAUGAGACCUUCAUUUUCGCGAUUCGCCGACUUUGACACCGAACACACACGAUUCGCGAGCAAGUACUCGUUAUACCUGUAUCGGGAAGGAGGGGUGGACGAGGAUACACGAGUCAAGGGCAUUCCAGUACUGUUCAUACCUGGAAACGCUGGCAGCUAUAAGCAGAUGCGCCCAAUCGCGGCGGAGGCAGCGAAUUACUUCCAGGACCAGCUUCGUGGUAAUGCAGGAGAGAUCAGCAGCGGGAAGCGGCCGUUAGAUUUCUUCACAGUGGACUUCAACGAGGAGCUUACGGCUUUCCAUGGCCAGACAAUGCUGGACCAAGCAGAAUACUUGAACGAGGCAGUCGCGUACAUUUUGGCUCUUUACCACAAUCCUCAGAUGUCGUUGCGAGAACCCGGGCUGCCGGAUCCGAAGUCCGUCAUCAUCCUUGGACAUUCGAUGGGUGGUGUGGUGGCUCGUACAAUGCUACGCAUGCCGAACUAUCAGGAGAAGUCGAUCAACACGAUAGUCACACUAUCUGCGCCUCAUGCAAGACCGCCUGUCUCGUUUGACGCAGCUAUGGUUGCAGCGUAUCAGGACAUCAACACUUUUUGGCGGGAGUCUUACUUCGCUGGCUCCUCCGACGACAAUCCAUUGGCAGAUGUCACACUGGUCUCUGUUGCGGGAGGAGGACUGGACACCAUGAUCGCGUCCGAGUACUCCUCACUGACAUCGUUGGUCCCGGACACACAUGGCUUUACAGUUUUCACUUCAAGCAUACCCAAUGUAUGGACCGGCAUGGACCAUCUGGCAAUCAUGUGGUGCAACCAGUUCCGACGAGCGCUGGUCAGAGCCAUCUUCGAUGUGGUGGAUGCGAGAAGACCGGCCCAGACAAGAGCCCAGCCGGAGCGUGUUGCAGCAUUGCGGAGGCGGUUACUGACUGGAAUGGAGCCGGUUGUGGAGAAGGAAGCCUUGAAUCACGAGCCGACGACGUUCUUGUCACUCGAGCACAGCUCCACUACCAUGAUGGCGCACGGGGACCGCCUGGAGCUACGCUCACUGGGCCACGGUGGCAAGACCAGAGCACACGUUAUGCCCGUUCCUUCACAGCCUGAGUCCGAAGGUGGCAAGUUCACGCUCAUGACGAACCAACGAUUAGAUACUGGUGACGAAGAGGGCUCGGUCGCAGUCUUCCUAUGCAGCGUGUCGCCGCCACCGACUGGAGCAUCGGUGCUGUCCUACGUGAUGGACAGGGACGAUGCGAGCGGUUCUUCCUCUGGCUCUACCCGCCUUGCCUGUAAGAAUGCAGCAAUCGACGUCUCGCUGCUGCCCGCUUCGACGAACGAGUCCAUCAACGCGUUCGACGAUGCGACGCCGUUCUCAUACCUGCAAUAUGAAGUCGCCGACAUGUCGGAUAAUCAGUUCGUUGCAGUCAUUGAAAGGAGCUCAGAGCUUUCGGACGGCUGGCUGUUUGCAGAGUUCAGCUCGGCCAAGGAUUCUUCCAUACUCGUCAGCAAAGGCCACCACCAGUUGCUCUUGAAGGGAAUGAAACGCAAGCUACCUCCGAGCCGGCCCAUGAUGACCGAGUUGAAGAUCCCAGAAGUGCACUCCACGCUGUUCGCAUAUCGACUUGACAUUGACCGGCGCCCUUGUCAAGGCGCACCAGAGAGUUUCGCCCCGCUCCUGCGGCAGUACAUCCAAGAGCCAUACGAGUCCAAGUACUUCGUCAACACGCAAGGCGGCAACAUCAACGUCCACGGCAUAUCCCCGUACAUGCCUCCUCCCCUUAGUGGUGGCGGGGCGAGCGAAGGGCUGUCUCUGCAGCUCUGGACAGAUCCCACUUGCAACUCCACGGUCAAAGUCACGCUGAGCGUCGACGUGUUGGGCAGCGCUGGAAAGCUCGUCAUGCGAUACAGGACAGUGUUGGCUGCCAUGCCGGUGCUCGUCGUUGCCAUUGUUAUGCGCAAGCAGUUCAAGGUCUACGAUGCAACCGGCGUCUUCGUCAGCUUCUCGCAGAGCAUGGAUCAGUGUCUGCGCACUUCGCUGCCCAUGAUUUUCACCGCGAUGACCUUCCUCGGCAUCGCACUGUCGAAAGCUACAAAAGGACCUUUGGCGCGACAAUGGCUCAGCACGUCCACUGGAACGACUGAUACGGCUGUCGACUUCACCAUCAACGAUCUUCUACUAGGCACCUCCGAUCCGUUCUUCUGGUUUCUCGUCCCACUCUUCGGUCUUAUCGCAGUCGGCAUCUGCAUCACCGCCAACUAUUUCGUCUUGAUGGUCACUAAUACCUUCGAAUUCAUCUACACGCGCAUCCGCUCACUGACAUCGCGCACCGACGACAGCCGCAGGAGCCCAACGGGCUUCACCACGACCACUACACAGCAGCGCAUCUACACGACCGGCGUUCUUCUACUGCUCGUCGCCACCGUCAUCCCAUACCAAUUCGCCUACCUCGUCCUCUGCAUGGUGCAGCUCAUGACGAGCGUCCGGGCGGUACGAGCGGCUCGCGACAUCUCCUCCACCCAAACAUACAACCUGUGCAACUACACCCACGCGACUCUCCUCCUCAUGCUCUGGAUCCUGCCCCUCAACCUCCCCACUCUGGUGGUCUGGAUGCACAACCUCUCCGUGCAAUGGCUCACCUCCUUCUCCACCCACCACAAUCUCCUCUGCAUCCUGCCAUUCAUCCUCCUGGUCGAGACGCAGAGUACGGGCAACAUGGUGCCGCGCGUCACCAGUCGCAUCCGCUUCCUCACCAACACCCUCACCUUCGCCCUCGCCCUCUACGCCGCCAUCUACGGCGUCACGUACGCCUACCGCCUGCACUACAUCGUCAACGCGCUCUGCGCGUGGCUGUUCGUCUUACACUGCUCCGACGGCGGCUCGCUCUCGCUGGCGAGGUGGGUGCCGUCUGCUUUUGCGUCUGCGUGUAAUACCCCAGCUACUUCCACAGGAUCGCACAGGGGAUACGGGAGGAAUACAAAGAAGAGACCUUAG